Molecule: messenger RNA, 1580 nt
Organism: Canariomyces notabilis
Lineage: Eukaryota; Fungi; Ascomycota; Sordariomycetes; Sordariales; Chaetomiaceae
Exons: 1
Coding region: 127-1299 (390 amino acids)
Molecular function (GO): protein binding
Source: RefSeq, a predicted model, not a curated record
ACCCAACCUUCUUUGGCGAAACCUUCCUCGAAAACCAUUUCCCCUGUUGCUACAGAACCGACCAAAAUUGCGCGACCAGAGCGUGCUCACCCGUCUCUCGAAGCAUCAGGUGUUGCCGACAUGACAAUGCCCAUCGUCAACACUGCCGCAGCACAACACGACAUCACGCCAGUUGGCACCCAGGAACGCACGCAGACACCACGCCGGUUAUCUCAAAGUUCCGCCUCCUCCGACGACACGUUUGUGUCGGCGUCAUCGGUACAGUCGGGACGUCCAGUACAGUCAGGCACGGAGUCCGACCAGCGCACACCUCGAGCGACUGAGCAGCGACGGCAAUCCUCUCCCCAUGCAAUAUUACUACCCGCAACACACCGACCCACCAUGUCCCGUGCAUCCACACCCAACCUCCCACUCGAUUCUCUCACCGACGCCAUCGUCGCGAGCAACCUAGCCUCUACCCGCCAAACUACUACAUCCUCGGCCUCCUUCCAAGCACCUCCUCCCAUACCCGCGCCGCGGCGCCACGGCGGCAAGAAUAGCCACAGAGGAAAGCACACCUCCGGCUCGCGCAGCGCUCUCCCCACCAUUCCCCUCCAGCCUAACCGCACAGCCGAAAGCCUCCGUUCGCAACUCACAGACGGUAGCCGCUCCCCGAACCGAGCACAACACCCUCAGGCUACCCAGCAUCAGCAGCAACGCACAGGCGUGCUCCUGCAGACCCUCCGCGCGACCCAACCGGUCCACUCAGACGAUGAGGACGCGCGCCGGCGCGCCUCGCAGCAUCAUCACCACCGGCGGCGGCGCAAGGUCAAGGCGUCGCUCGGCGGCGGCCGCAAACACGCACACCACGAGGGCGCCCGGCGCCGCUGGCGCGACGAGGUCACACCGCGCGAGCGGCGCAGGUAUGAGGCGGUCUGGGCGAGCAACAAGGGCUUGUUCCUGAAGCCUGGCUGGGGUUAUACAAGCGACCAUACAGGCGAGGAUGAUGGAAGGGCGUGGGACGGGCCCGAGGCCGAGUUGGUGGUCAAUAUCGUCGUCAGGGACAUUUGGCGUCGGAGCAGGCUGCCUGCCGACGAGCUGGCCGAGGUGUGGGAUUUGGUCUACUGUCACCAUCAGCGUCGUCGGCACGCCGGUGGUGGUGGUGGUGAUGGUGGUGAUCUUCUUGCUGGGAAGGAGAGGGAGAGAAAGGCGCUGACCAGGGACGAGUUUGUCGUCGGUAUGUGGCUCAUUGAUCAGCGCCUUAGGGGCAGGAAGAUACCGGCUAGAGUGGGCCAGAGUGUUUGGGAGAGUGUGCGAUAGGGGUUUUACAGCAUCUGAAGGGUUCGACCCUAACCGGGGUGUUGUAUGUUGUCAGGAAGUGGGUGAGGAACGGAAGGAAGAGCAGGGUUGUCUGAAAUACAUCAUACACGGGGCUUUGGACUACAGGGGAGUUUGGUUUUGCAUGAUUUUCUUGGCUGUACUAUACAGCGCCUGCAUAGAGAUACCCAUUAGACAGGCAGGCGAGCGUUGACUUUAUCAUGUCCAGUUCCUCGCUCUGCUUUGGAUGCGGACUAAUCACUGGUGUUCUGAACAUGAUUCUG